AUGGAAAAGCUUCGAAAAAGACAGGGAAAAGAAGGAGGCAAUUGCCAAACCAAAGCCAAGAGGUGCAGCGUGUUGCAGACGCCUGUUUGCUGUCUCUUGAUCAUCGCUCUUUUGAAAGACCUCCUGCGUGCAAUCAGUGUGCAUGGAUUGGGAGCAGUGAAGGGCUGCUUCUCCUACAGGGGAUUGGAAGCCGUAUACGUGCAGCGUUCUCAGGUCAGAAUUUGUUCCACGAUGCUCGGAAGCUCUGCAGAAAAAAGGAAGUGCUGCGCCAAUGCGGGAGAGCUAGAAGAGGCGGAGCAAUGCUUCGUGGAAAUGCGCCGAGACGACUGUCAACCGAAUGCCAAGACCUAUGGCAAGUUGAUGGAAGCCUCAGCCCGUGUGGGCCAAGCUGAGCGCGCCCUGCACUGGUUCCGAGAGCUGCAGGCGAACUUCGCGCCAGACCUGGAUCACUACAACAUGAUGGCCCAAGCCUUCUUCGUUUCCGGAGAUCUCAGCAGCGGAGCUUUCUGGCUCUUCACUGAAGCCCCAAAGCAAGGAUUUCUCCCAGACAUCGUGGGCUACAACCAGUAUUUGGACGCUUUGAGCUCCAAGGGGAUGCUACAGGAAGCCCGAGACUUGAUCUCAAAGGCCAUGGAAGCUCGAGUGACGCCCAACUUGCGGAGCUACAACAGCCUGAUCAACGUGAGCGCCAAAUCUUUGGACCCUGUCGAGUCGGCCCUGAAUGCCUUUGCCGAAUUGGAGGCGAAGAUGCAGCCUGAUGCCAUCAGCUACAACUCUGUGUUGGAUGCUAUGGCUCGUGCCGGGGAUGUCAACGCGGCGGAGGAAUGGUUGCAGAAGAUGUUGCAGGCAUCAGUGCAGCCUGACGUUGUCAGUUGCAGCUGCCUGAUUCGUGCUGCAGCUCCAGAAGCGCGCGGUCAUUGGCUUGAGACAUUGAGGGCACGCAGGGCUGCUCUGGACAUUUGGGCCUACGCAGCCGUCAUUGACGCAUGUGCCCAAGUUGGAGAUAGCAGGGCCGCGGCUCGUUGGCAUUGCCGGGCUGAAGAGGAGCGGCUGCAUCCAAAUGUGGUGACCUAUAAUUCUGUCAUCAACGCCUGCGCGCGGCGGGGAGAUUCGGAUGCUGCCGAACGGUGGCUCAUGCAGAUGAUGCACGAGAGGAUCGAACCAAAGCUGAUCACUUUCAAUUCCGUUCUCAAGGCCUGCAGACAAAGAUCUGAUGUUGUGUCGAGAACCUUCCAAAGUGCCAUAGCUGAAUGUGCGGUUAGGUAUGGCAUCCUGGUCCAUUCAGCCGGAUCUGAUCAGUUUCAAUUCAGCCAUCGCUGCAUGUGUCCACAGCGACAGCGCUGCGCCGGAGAUCGCACGGUGGAUCGGAGAGCUGCGAUCGCAGCAGCUGGCGCCUGA
Molecule: messenger RNA, 1398 nt
Organism: Cladocopium goreaui
Lineage: Eukaryota; Dinophyceae; Suessiales; Symbiodiniaceae
Source: the annotation of a GenBank genome assembly